AUGCUCGAUCUGCUAGACCCCAGUUGUGGAUCAGCUGCACCAGGUGUGUGAACGCAUAUUUGUGUUUCCGGUCCCAGUUGAUGGUCAGGAUUAUGAAUGGCUGAAUGAAGGCAAAAUAAACCCGAUCAGGUUACGGGAUCAGCUGGUAAAUUUUUCAUCAUGGUUUAAUUUAGAACCUUUGCAGGUAGUCGCAUACGGACCAGGAGUUCGUGCUGAACGGUGUUGCGAUAGAGGCCAGGAAAAAUUACAUGUCAAUUUCGGCCUUAGCAGCAUUUCUCAACCAGUCUUACCCAGAUUCGACUUUUAUCACAUCUGGUUCUCAAGCUUUAUUAAGCCCAAAGCUCUUAAACUCUGCGCCACGGGGCCGCCGCCACGUCUGGUCGCAAUCGGAAGUGUUGACGUAUGUUAGAACGGCAUUAGCCGAUUGGGGCGCUGGACAUGCUCGCCCGUUGUGCCAUGGGGCUCGAUCUAGAGCCCUCACAAGCAGACGUUCAAUAGAAAACAAGCCUACAAUUACAGACCAUGAGGCCAGACCCGCUAUGACCGAGGUGGGGGCUGCAUUUUCCUCAGUUUUAUCGUCAUCCGCCCGAAGUAAUUAACAGCAUAUUCUUCAGAUAGCAAGUUAGCAGGGAAUUAGGCUGUAACUAUUUCGGAUAGACCUCUGAUUCCAGUUGACAAUGAUCAAUUUGAAGAACUAAAUCAUCAGGUAACGUCAAAGGGGUAAGUGAUCAGUUUUCAAGCAUGGGAAAAUGAUUUUCAUAUAGCUUGAAGUAA
Molecule: messenger RNA, 774 nt
Organism: Spirometra erinaceieuropaei
Lineage: Eukaryota; Metazoa; Platyhelminthes; Cestoda; Diphyllobothriidea; Diphyllobothriidae
Source: the annotation of a GenBank genome assembly